AAAACACAGCCACACACACCACGGAGCAACAUACAAAUGUGUUUCGAAGUAAUUAUGUUGAAUAUCUAUUUCGUGAAUUAAAUAUCGGAUUUACUCUGGUCGAUACUAAACAUAAUGGCACUCAGAGUGUUGAGAAAGGUAGUGGAAUCCACUCUACGACCUCAACUCGGGUUUUCGUUUCGCCGUGCCUAUUCCCUGUAUGAACCAGACUAUUUGGAGGUAGGAAAAUCCAAUAUACCUGUGCACGAUGUCUUGAAUAUUCAACUUACAGCAUACAACUUUUGUAUCCUAGAAAGCUAUCAUCACUUUCUUGAUAAUUUAAUUCAUGAUAUGGGUAUAGAAGUUGAGACGAGCUGGGCCCUACCACCAAAACACGAGAUCAUACAAAAGUUCAAGCCGAGGAGUACUGUGAUUGAUUCUGAAUACAAAUUGAAGACAUAUUUCAGAAAUAUACAAGUGGUUGAACCACCUUCGACUCUGUACCCUAUUCUUCUUCGAAUGAUAGACGCGAGUCUUCCAGAAGGGGUAACAGUCAAUGUAGUAAAACAUGAACCAGAACACGAAGAAAUUAGGCAAGUUCCCAAUAAGGACCUUCUGGAACUUAAAGACCAGCUAGAAAAUGUUGGCAAAGCCCCGCCAAAAAGGAAAAGAGGCUUUUAAAAUAUAUCAAAAAGCUUAUUUUGUAAAAAAUAAUAGUACUGUAUUAUACUCGUUGUUAAAUAAAAGCUAGAGAAAUGAUUUACGUGAAGUGGAAUUAGUUUUCUCACAGCGCUUUUCGAUCAUUUUUUGUAUGAAAUAUAAUCUCGACUAAAUAGAUCUACUAAAAAUAUGUUUAUUUGCGAUCAAUAAAAAUAUAAAAUAUGGACACAUACCAAUAACGUAAUAAUACAGAUUCACUGGCAGUUAGUGGUUGUUACAGUUAUACAAUUACAUUUAAUUCCUUACUUAUAUAGGUAAUACUAUUU
Diprion similis is the source of this 965-nucleotide messenger RNA. It is a transcript of the gene mRpL48, whose product is annotated as 39S ribosomal protein L48, mitochondrial. Bases 115 to 660 code for a protein of 181 amino acids. The transcript has 4 exons. NCBI's taxonomy places the organism in Eukaryota, Metazoa, Arthropoda, Insecta, Hymenoptera, Diprionidae. Gene Ontology annotation, cellular component: mitochondrial ribosome. The record is from RefSeq and is a predicted model, not a curated record.